Diaporthe citri is the source of this 1404-nucleotide messenger RNA. RefSeq lists its product as uncharacterized. Gene Ontology annotation, biological process: transmembrane transport. Gene Ontology annotation, molecular function: transmembrane transporter activity. The transcript is spliced from 2 exons. Lineage: Eukaryota; Fungi; Ascomycota; Sordariomycetes; Diaporthales; Diaporthaceae. Bases 1 to 1404 code for a protein of 467 amino acids. The record is from RefSeq and is a predicted model, not a curated record.
AUGGCUGGUGGUGGUAUGCCCAUCUCCCCCGGCACGGUUGCGGGUGGCUAUCUGACCGGAAAGGCAUUGAUUUUCCCGCUGUCGCUGGUCAUCUCCCUGUUCUUCCUGUGGGGCUUCAGUUAUGGUCUUCUGGAUGUCUUGAACAAGCACUUCCAGACCGUCCUCGGCGUCACCCGCCUCGAGUCGACCGGGCUGCAGGUCAUGUACUUCGGCGGAGGCUACCUGCUCUUCUCCCCCAUCGCGGCCGAGGUCCUCAAGCGGCGCAGCUACAAGUUCACCAUCAUCAUGGGCCUGUGCCUCUACUCGCUGGGCGCCAUCAUGUUCUGGCCGACGGCGCACUUCACCAACCCGGAGAACAAGAAGGCGGCCUUCGGGGGCUUCCUCGCCUGCACCAUGAUCAUCGCCUGCGGCCUCGCCACCCUCGAGACGAGCGCCAACUCGUACGCCGUCGUCAUCGGCAACCCGGCCACCGCGUCGGCCCGCCUGCAGUUCUGCCAGUCUUGGAACGGCGUCGCGUCAUUCAUCGGCCCGCUCAUCGCCUCCAAGGCCUUCUUCUCGGGCGAGGGGUCCAAGGACCUGACUUCGGUGCAGUACGUCUACCUGGCCGUCGCGUGCGCGGGCGCCGCCGUCGCGGUCCUCUUCUUCUUCGCCAAGCUGCCCGAGGUCUCGGAGGAGGUCAUCGAGGGCACCUCGACCGCCGACAACCCGGCCGGCGACAGCGACGAGGGCAUCGGCGCGGGCCCGCUGUACAAGCAGUACAACAUGAUCUGCGCCGUCGCCGCGCAGUUCUGCUACGUCGGGUCCCAGGUCACCAUCGCGGCCUUCUUCAUCAACUACGCCACGGAGAACGCGCACUUCCCCUCCUCGGAAGGGUCGCAGAUGCUGUCGUACGGCCUCAUCGCCUUCACCGUCGGCCGCUUCGUCGCCACGGGGCUGGCGACCGUCUUCCAGUCCGACUUCAUCAUGAUCAUCUACGCGGCCAUCGCCAUCGCCAUGACGGCCUACGUCUCGGCCGGCAGCGGCACCGCGGCGGUCGGCGUGCUCAUCACCAUCUUCUUCUUCAUGGCGCCCAUGUACCCGACCCUCUUCUCCCUCGGGACCGCGAACCUCGGCCGUCACACCAAGCGCGGAGCAGGUAUCAUGGUGAUGGGCGUCUCGGGCGGCGCCGUCUUCCCGCCGAUCCAGGGCGCCAUCGCGGACUCGGCCGGGACGCGCAUCAGCUACGUCGUGCCGCUCGUCGGGUUCGUGUUCGUCCUGAUGUACGUCCUGGGCCACUGGCUGCGCACCGGGAGGCACAUCAUGCGCGUCAGGGAGGUCGUCGCCACGACCCCCGAGGCUGCCAUUGCCGCCGGCGAGAAGAGCGAGUUUGAGAACGUCGAGGUUGCCGGCGACCGCAAGGUUUAG